AUGGUGUCGAAUCGUGAUUAUAUCGAUUAUAAUAAAUCUGAUGAAGAGAAAAUUGCUAUAAAAGAGGAAGUUGAUGGCAAUUCAACAAAAGAUUAUGAUGAAAAAGAAUCAACAAAUUCAAUCAGUAGCAUGUCUAAUGUGUCUAAUGAUGAUUUUGAACUUCAGUUAGAUGACGAAAAGUCUUUAUUAACACCAGCAACACCAACUUAUAUUGAGAAUGAUCCAAGAAAUUGGUCAAAUACAAAGAAGUCAACCAUCCUUAUUGUGGUAUCUAUCUCGGGAAUGCUUUCGCACAUUGCAAACACAAUAUUUUUUCCGGCGAUAUUGGUCGUACAAGAAGAAUUGCACACUACGGAAACGCUUAUAAACACAACAGUUGCCGUAUUUGUAUAUAUCAUGGGAAUUGCCCCAUUAUUUUGGGCGUCAUAUUCAGAUUUAAGAGAAACCAGAAGAAAAGUGUAUAUAGUGGCUAGCAUAAUGUUUAUUAUAUCAGCAUUUUUAUGUGCGUUUGCAUCUAAUGUUUGGUUAUUAAUGAUCCUUCGUGCAAUACAAGCGACUGGUUCAUCAGCUGUAUUAUGUAUCGGUGCAGGAACGCUUAGCGAUAUUUACGUCCCAACAGAACUUGGUACAGCCUAUGGAUUAUUUUAUUUUGGAUUCUUCAUAGGACCGUUAAGUGGACCAUUGAUUGGAGGAUAUUUGACACAAUAUCUUCAUUGGAGAGCGAUAUUUUGGUUCUUAACGAUAUAUGGAAGCAUAUUACUUUUUAUAAUAUAUCACUUGUUACCAGAAACCUCAAGGCCGAGACAAAUUCCGUUGCCAAACAUAAAAUCCGAAGACUUGAUAUUAUUACCUCCACUUUCACCAAAGAAAAAUUAUAAUCCAUUGGCACCAUUAUCAUUAUUAAGAUAUCACAACCUUACGUUAGUAAUUUUAUAUAAAGUUUGGGUAACCUCAACGAUUUACGUACAGAACAUUCUUAUACCGGAAAAAUUUGCUAUAACUUAUGGGUUAACAGCGUCGCAAACCGGAUUGGUAUUCUUGGCUCCGGGUAUUGGAUUGAUGAGCGGAAGUUUGGUCGGUGGUAGAUUAUCUGACUAUGUAUUAAGGAAAAAAAUGAGAGAACGUGACGGAUCUUACGCACCCGAAUUAAGAUUACAUAGCGCUUGGCUUGGUGUUAUUUUGAUUCCAACGGCUUACUUUUCUUUUGGUUGGUUGCUCGAAAGUGACGCAUGUAUCGUAUAUCCGCUAAUUGCGAUGUUUUUGGGUGGGUUUGGAACGUUAAUGGCAUUUAAUCCAAUAUCAACCUACUUGGUAAAUUCUUACCCGACACGUAGUGCAUCUGUCGUGGCAUUAAAUAAUUUUAUGAGGUCCUUGGUGGCGGGGAGUAUGUCUGCUCUUGCUGCUCCAUUAAAUCAUUCGAUAGGCACUGGUUGGAUCUUUACUUUAAUGGCUGGUGUGAAUAUUUUUACUCUGUUCUUCUUAAUCUUGGUUUAUCGUAAUGGUAAAAAUUGGAGGGAAAGAAUACGUAGAGAAAAUCCUACAUGA
Molecule: messenger RNA, 1545 nt
Organism: Funneliformis mosseae
Lineage: Eukaryota; Fungi; Glomeromycota; Glomeromycetes; Glomerales; Glomeraceae
Source: the annotation of a GenBank genome assembly